Messenger RNA from Sparassis crispa, 723 nucleotides. RefSeq lists its product as hypothetical. The record is from RefSeq and is a predicted model, not a curated record. NCBI's taxonomy places the organism in Eukaryota, Fungi, Basidiomycota, Agaricomycetes, Polyporales, Sparassidaceae. The transcript is spliced from 3 exons. The coding region runs from base 1 to 723 and encodes 240 amino acids.
AUGUCCCAGCAGGCCGCCCCAGCAGCUUCAAAGCCUAUUCGCAUCUUCACCCUCCCGGAUUCUGGGAUGGGGAAGGCACCGAUCGCCAUUGGACGACACCAUGCGUCGUGGUUUCUCUGCUUCGCUAGGUUUGACGGGGUCGACGGCCGCCGUACAUGGAAGUGCUUGAAUGUCGUGCACGGGAGCGAGACCUUCCUGUCCGACUCCGCCGAUGGACAUCCCCGCAUUGUGCUAAACGACGGAGGGCGUUUUGGCAAUGAAGAUCUACUUCAGGAUUUGCUGAAGAUGCGCGACUACAAUGGCCGGGCACCUAUCAAACUGACUGCGGAGAGGGUAGGCGGACAGCCCGUCGUCGAGGUCCUUGUCCCACGCACCGAGCUCAUAUAUGCCUGCGCGCAUUGCGGAAAGUGGGAGACGAGGGGCGCGCCGCGUUUCAAGCGCUGCUCUGGUUGCUGUGCUCGUCUCUACUGUUCGCAGAAGUGCCAGAAGGCAGAUUGGACGCCUGCACUCCACAAGGCUGAUUGCUUUCUACUGAAGAUCGGAGAGGACCACGCGGUGGAGCAGCGGCGCCGUCUGCACGACAAUGACUGGGGUUUGCAUGACUUGAUCAGGACAAUGGAAUUAGGCCCAUCGGCGGACACUUCAUACGAUGAGGACUUGGACAGCGACGAGAUAUAUUUCUUCGGGAAGAGGGCAUGCACUCGAGAACUGCAUUGUCAUUGA